Molecule: messenger RNA, 875 nt
Organism: Staurois parvus
Lineage: Eukaryota; Metazoa; Chordata; Amphibia; Anura; Ranidae
Source: the annotation of a GenBank genome assembly
GAGGAUUCACACGGGAUACAAGUCAUAUCUGUGUUCUAAAAGUCAUGGUUUGGAUCCUCUUCCACAUUGAUCCAGCAGGAGAAAAUAUACAUAAGAGGAGUCAUUUCAAACUACUUGUUUGGAGAUUUUACAAUGGAGAGAAAAUAUAUCACACACCAGAAGGCUUGCAAUACAAGGGAGAGAAGCCAUAUCAUUGUUCUGAAUGUGGCAAAACUUUUAUAAGCGAGAGAGACCUUAUAGUACACCAAAGAGUUCACACUGGAGAGAAGCCAUAUCAGUGUUCUGAAUGUGAUAAAGCUUUUACACGGAAGUCACAUCUUAUCACACACCAGAGGAUUCACACUGGAGAGAAGCCAUAUCAGUGUUCUGAAUGUGAUAAAGCUUUUACUCAGAAGAAGUCAGAUCUUAUCACACACCAGAGGAUUCACACUGGAGAGAAGCCAUAUCAGUGUUCUGAAUGUGAUAAAGCUUUUACUCUGAAGUCAAAUCUUAUCACACACCAGAGGAUUCACACUGGAGAGAGAAGUCAUAUCAGUGUUCUGAAUGUGAUAAAGCUUUUACACAGUGUUCUGAAGUCAAAUCUUAUCACACACCAGAGGAUUCACACUGGAGAGAAGUCAUAUCAGUGUUCUGAAUGUGAUAAAGCUUUUACACAGAAGUCACAUCUUAUCAGACACCAGAGGAUUCACACUGGAGAGAAGUCAUAUCAGUGUUCUGAAUGUGAUAAAGCUUUUACACAGAAGUCACAUCUUAUCAGACACCAGAGGAGUCACACUGGAGAGAAGCCAUUUUAAUGCUCUCAAUGUGACAAAACUUUUUCAGUGACAAAACUUUUUCAGUUAAUGCCGGUCUAAUCUAUCACCGGAGGAUUCACA